CCCCGUUCCGCCGGCUCCCCGGGGACCCCUGUGCAUGGAGAGGCCGAGGCACCAGGGAAUGGCGAAGAACACGUACAUGCGCUGGCGGCUCCCGCUCGUCUGCCUCCUCUGGGAGGUGGCCAUGAUCGUCCUCUUCGGGGUCUUCGUGCGCUUCGGUCCSGAGGCUGACGCCCACUGGGAGGAAGAGAAGAAAGAGAUGAACGUGACCAGUGACAUAGAGAAUGAUUUCUACUUCCGAUACCCCUCUUUCCAGGAUGUCCAUGUGAUGAUCUUUGUGGGCUUCGGCUUCCUCAUGAUGUUCCUCAAGCGUUAUGGAUUUGGAGCUGUGGGUUUCAAUUUCCUCCUUGCCGCUUUCGGGAUCCAGUGGGCUCUCCUGAUGCAAGGAUGGUUCCACUCUUUCAAGACCGGAAAGAUCCUCAUUGGAGUGGAGAACCUGAUCAAUGCUGAUUUCUGUGUGGGCUCUGUGUGUGUUGCCUUUGGGGCCAUCCUGGGCAAAACUAGCCCCAUACAGCUCCUUGUAAUGACGUUGUUUCAAGUCACGCUCUUUGCGGUGAAUGAGUACAUCCUUCUCAACCUGCUUCACGUUAAAGAUGCAGGUGGCUCCAUGACCAUUCAUACCUUUGGAGCCUACUUUGGCCUGACUGUGACACGCAUCCUGUACAGACCYAACCUGGAGCAGAGUAAGGACAAGCAAGGCUCUGUGUACCACUCUGACCUCUUUGCUAUGAUUGGUACUCUGUAUUUGUGGAUGUACUGGCCCAGUUUUAAUUCUGCAAUUUCUGAGCACGGGGAUGCCCAGCACCGGGCCGCAAUAAACACAUACUGCUCCCUGGCUGCUUGUGUCCUCACCACAAUGGCCUUCUCCAGCAUGCUGCAGAAGAAAGGCAAGCUUGACAUGGUUCACAUCCAGAAUGCAACACUGGCCGGUGGCGUGGCUGUGGGCACCAGUGCGGAGAUGAUGCUGACUCCAUAUGGCUCCCUCAUUGUCGGGUUCAUCUGUGGCAUUGUGUCCACAGUGGGGUAUGUCUACCUCACGCCUGUUUUGGAGUCCAGGUUGCACAUCCAGGACACAUGUGGCAUCCACAACCUCCACGGCAUGCCAGGCCUUAUUGGAGGCAUUGUGGGAGCCAUCACUGCAGCUGCAGCCACGGAGGAUGUGUAUGGAAAGGAAGGGUUCAUCAAGGCCUUUGACUUCACUGGCAGCUACAAGACCCGGACACCCAGUGUCCAAGGAGGUUUCCAGGCAGCUGGGAUCGUUGUAUCUUUGGCUAUGGCUUUCGCUGGAGGGGCUCUUGUGGGAGGCAUCCUGAAGCUGCCUAUCUGGGGUGAUCCCGYGGACGAGACCUGCUUUGAGGAUGACAUCUACUGGGAGGUGCCCGAGGACGAGGAGAGCGACGUGUACCACAUGCACAGCCCCGGCGACAAGCCCGCCUCCCCCUGAGCCCUGCGUCCCCGCACGGCCUCCCUUCUG
Nothoprocta perdicaria is the source of this 1471-nucleotide messenger RNA. It is a transcript of the gene RHCG, whose product is annotated as Rh family C glycoprotein. Gene Ontology annotation, molecular function: ammonium channel activity. Gene Ontology annotation, cellular component: plasma membrane; apical plasma membrane; basolateral plasma membrane. Lineage: Eukaryota; Metazoa; Chordata; Aves; Tinamiformes; Tinamidae. Gene Ontology annotation, biological process: ammonium transmembrane transport; ammonium homeostasis. The transcript has 10 exons. The record is from RefSeq and is a predicted model, not a curated record. The coding region runs from base 35 to 1441 and encodes 468 amino acids.